AUCGCAUACGUCAAAAUGACACAAUGACUCAAAUCAAGAGAUUAACCUUAAAAUUUUAAAAAGAACAUUUUUCUAUUUGUUUAUAAAAUCAAGUAUUCAAGGUAUUUAUUGUUACAGUUUUCUUUGCUAUCAUACUUCACUAAAAUGGAUAUUUUAUCCCGUCCUGCCGAAGAAUUUGAGAAUGACCAGUCAAUUGAAGCAAUGUGGGCUAUGAAAGCCUUCGAACAUGCAGAAGUCCACUUCAACCUACUAUGUUCUGUAGAUCCACAAUCUCUACAACUAUCGCCUCAAGAUGAGCUGGUAUACAAGGUAUUCAGGGAACAGUUUCACGAUCUCAAAAUAGAUGUUCUGAAUGAAGAUGAUCUAAAGAGCUCAAAAGCUAAAGAAAAAUGGAGACAAUUCUGUGAACAGUUCAAAAAUAUCAUUGAAGAUUAUAGUUUUGGUACUUUGUUAAGGCUUGAUGCUUCCGAUGACUACAGUGAAAAGAAUUCAAUCUUAGUAACAAAGAUACAAUUUCUAGCAAUAGAGAUAGCAAGAAAUAAAGAGGGUAUCAACAAUAAUUUGAGGAAAAGGUUCAAGUCAAGCUCAAAAAAAAAGGAACUAAAUUGAAAUGUAUGUAGGUUAAGGAAUGUUUGGAAAUAAAACAUUUUUUUGUACUUAUUUUUAUUAAUUUUUUA
Molecule: messenger RNA, 677 nt
Organism: Acanthoscelides obtectus
Lineage: Eukaryota; Metazoa; Arthropoda; Insecta; Coleoptera; Chrysomelidae
Source: the annotation of a GenBank genome assembly